AUGGCGGCGGCGGCGGGGGGCCAGGGCAGCGGCAGCGAGGACGGCGAUGUCCCUGCCGCCACCCGCCUGCAGGCCUACGCCUGGUGCCGCGAGUUUCUGGCCGGCUCCUGGAAGCUCAUCGGCCCGGACGAGUUCGGCAUCUGGCCCAUCGGAGGGGGGCUCAGUAACCUGCUGUACAAGUGUGCGCUGCCCGAGCACGUGCAGAGCGUGGGGGACGAGCCCCGGCAGGUGCUGCUGCGCGUCUAUGGGGCCAUCCUGCAGGGCGUGGACUCGCUGGUGCUGGAGAGCGUCAUGUUCGCCAUCCUGGCCGAGCGCGCGCUGGGGCCGCGCCUCUUCGGGGUGUUCCCGCAGGGCCGCCUGGAGCAGUACCUGCCGAGCCGGCGGCUGCGCACCGAGGAGCUGCGGGACCCGCGCGUCUCGGCCGAGAUCGCCGUCACCAUGGCGCGCUUCCACGGCAUGGCCAUGCCCUUCAACAAGGAGCCCAAGUGGCUCUUUGGGACCAUGGAGGGGUACCUGCAGCAGAUCUCAGAGCUGACGUUCUCAGAGCCGUCACAGCUGCAGCAGCUGGAGCAGCUCCGGGGCUACAACCUGGAGCAGGAGAUGAGGAGCCUCAGGGACCUGCUGGAGGCCACCCCGUCCCCGGUGGUCUUCUGCCACAACGACGUGCAGGAGGGGAACAUCCUGCUCCUGGCGGGGCGCGAGGCCUCCUCAGACCGGCUCAUGCUCAUCGACUUCGAGUACAGCAGCUACAACUACCGGUGGGCUUGGGGGGGCUUUGACCUGGGCAAUCACUUCUGCGAGUGGGUUUACAGCUACAGCCACGAGGGCUGGCCCUGCUUCCAGGCACACCCCGAGCACUACCCCAGCCGCCAGCAGCAGCUCCAUUUCAUCCGCCAUUACCUGUCGGCGGCGCUGUCGGGCGGCGCCGGGCGGGCCCCGCAGGAGGAGCAGGCGCGCCUGGAGGAGGAGAUGCUGCGGGAGAUCGAGCGCUUCACCCUGGCCUCACACUUCUUCUGGGGGCUCUGGUCCGUGGUGCAGGCCAAGAUCUCCACGAUCCACUUUGGGUACCUGGAUUACGCCCAGAGCCGUUUCCAGGCCUAUUUCCAGCACAAGGCUCGCUGCUCCUGAGGGGAUCCCCC
Agelaius phoeniceus (red-winged blackbird) is the source of this 1139-nucleotide messenger RNA. The record is from RefSeq and is a predicted model, not a curated record. NCBI's taxonomy places the organism in Eukaryota, Metazoa, Chordata, Aves, Passeriformes, Icteridae.